ACACAGCUUCUUCAACAAAAUUCUCUCUCUCUCUCUCUCUGAUCUGAAAACUCUACUACUUUCUUCAAUGGCGCCACCACCUGCAUGCAGAAAUCUGACACUGUUCUCGGCUUCUCCGGCACCACUCCGGCCACUUUUUGCCGUCGUAGUGAAAGAGGCUGUACUUGUAGAACAUAAACUGAAAAUCCCAACAAAAUCUGGAAUGAUAUUUGGUGAAGAACUUUUGGAAUUGUGUGCUCUGAAUGUGCCUAAUAGCAACCGAGUAUGGCAAGUAAGAAUAGAAAAAAAUGACAAGUCGAUCUACAUUUGUUUGGAAGAUGGUGUAAAUGACUUCAUAAAUCAUUACUCCAUUCACUCAAAAUCAAUUCUACAAUUCACUUACCAAGGAAACUCUUCAUUCUAUGUUCGCAUAUGUGAUGCUCUUGGUGCUGAAAUUGAUUAUCCAAUCGAUCAUGGUGACGAUGAUCACAAUGAUCAUCAUGAUGAUAAGCAUGUGAACACUCCCAUUGGACUUAUUGAUAAUGGUAGUAGUCAAAUUAAGCCUAGAAAAAGAGGCAGAAGAAGCAGACUACUUCUUACCAAGGAUCAUAGUAAUGGCAGAGGGUUUUACUGGCACCAAACAAGGAAUGUGAGCCGUAUCAAGAAGGAGAAAGAUGAUGAUGAUGAUGAUGAUGAUGAUGAUGAUGUUCAUCUGAACGCUGCCACUGCCAUUGGUGCCGAAAUUGAUUAUCCACUUGAUGAUGUUGAUGAUCAUAAUAAGCAUACUCCGAUUGUAGUUAAUGAUAGUGGCAGUAGUCAAAUUAAGCCUAGAAAAAGAGGCAGAAGAAGCAGAGUGAUUCUUACCAAGGAUCAUAGUAAUGGCAGAGGGUUUUACUGGCACCAAACAAGGAAUGUGAGCCGUAUCAAGAAGGAGAAAGAUGACGAUGAUGAUGUUCAUCUGAACACUGCCAUUGCUAGUCCAAAACCUAGAAAAAGGGGAAGAAGAAUUGCAGCUUCCAAGGACAACAAAACAAGCCAUGGAAGCCAUGUCAAGAUAGAGGAAAAGGAAGAAGAACACGAGAUGAUUAUACCAAGAAGCUUCUCUUAUAUCAAUGGAAGAAGACCAGUCAUGUCCGAGGCAUCAAAGAAGGCAGUUCGAGCUGCCCAAGAAUCAAAACCACGCAACCCUUCUUUCUUGCUUCUCUUAAAAUCAACUCGUUGUAAUAUGGAUGUGCCUGCUGAAUUCGUGAGAAAGUACAUGAGAUUUUCUUCUGACAAGAUUGAGCUGCAGCCUGGCAAUGAGAAAAAUAAUAAGUGGCCUGUUAGGUGCUAUUAUGCAGAUAAAGAUCGUUCUCUGGUGAAGAGACUUGGCAGUGGUUGGGGUUCGUUCUCAUCGAGUCAGAAGUUGAAGAAGGGUGAUAUUUGUGUGUUUGAGAUGAUUCGGUGUGUCAAUGGUGUCGUCUUCAGAGUUUGGAUUUAUCGUUCAGCUAAUUUUGCAGUGAAAGACACAUUCAACAAAGCCAAGUAACUAAAGUCAUCAUCAUAUGUUUUGUGUUUUAGUAAUUUGUAUCUUUGUGACUAAACUCAUUUACUUGCUGCCCAUGAUGGCUUUUUCGGGAACAGUUUUAAAAUAUGUAUGUAUAUGUGUGUGUGAACCUAUGUUUGAAUGGUUACUUUUGUUAUGUUUAUCUAAAUUUGAUGUUGA
This is a messenger RNA of Humulus lupulus (European hop), 1684 nucleotides long. RefSeq names its product B3 domain-containing transcription factor VRN1-like. The transcript has 3 exons. Gene Ontology annotation, molecular function: DNA binding. The coding region runs from base 68 to 1507 and encodes 479 amino acids. The record is from RefSeq and is a predicted model, not a curated record. NCBI's taxonomy places the organism in Eukaryota, Viridiplantae, Streptophyta, Magnoliopsida, Rosales, Cannabaceae.